Messenger RNA from Ilyonectria robusta, 1006 nucleotides. Its product is annotated as NYN domain-containing protein. NCBI's taxonomy places the organism in Eukaryota, Fungi, Ascomycota, Sordariomycetes, Hypocreales, Nectriaceae. The record is from RefSeq and is a predicted model, not a curated record. The coding region runs from base 113 to 871 and encodes 252 amino acids. Gene Ontology annotation, molecular function: RNA nuclease activity. The transcript has a single exon.
GCCUGAUUUGAUUAUUUUUGAUUUCCGUCCGUACGCUUCCCCUUAUUUGUUAGUCGUAUGAAGAGCGAUUUUAUCUCAGUUAUUGAACCAUCGACUAAAACAAUAACUCACAAUGUCUUCAGAGACAACGGCCAGGCUUGCUGUUCUCAUUGACGCUGACAACGCCACCCCAAAAUCGGCCUCGCACUUGCUUGAGGAGAUCGCCAAAUACGGCACGGCAUUUGUGAAACGAGCUUAUGGAGAUUGGACUGGCACCAAUUUGACAGGUUGGAAGGAACAACUCCUUACACAUUCGAUCCAGCCUGUUCAGCAGUUCCCCUACACCCAGGGCAAGAAUGCCACCGACUCUGCCAUGAUCAUCGACGCAAUGGACCUCCUCUAUACAAACCGUUUCGACGGCUUCUGCAUCGUAUCCAGCGACAGCGACUUCACACGUCUGGCCGCCCGCAUCCGCGAGUCGGGCCUCGUCGUUUAUGGCUUCGGUGAAGGCAAAACGCCCAAGCCUUUCGUCAAAGCUUGCGACAAGUUCAUCUACAUUGAGAAUAUUCUCCCCGAAAGGCAAGACAGAGCAGAUGUCCUUACUUCGCCCCAGUUACACCAACGCACUCCAUCUACCAAGAUUCAGAUGGACAGCGUCGUUAAAGAGCGCUUGAAAAAGGCUAUCGAGGCGUCCUCGGAUGAGACGGGAUGGGCCAACCUUGCCAAAGUCGGCGGUCUUAUGACCAAACAGUAUCCAGAAUUCGAUCCUCGGACCUACGGCUUCGACAAGCUCGGUCAUUUGGUUAGCAAGUUGCACCUGUUUGAAAUUGAGCAACGCAGUCCUGGACCGGGUAAACCUAUGGUCGUGUAUACGCGCAUACCACCAGCGUGAGCAGGAUAAGGUUGGCAUCAGAUUGACAAGAAGGAUGGAGAACGGUAUUUCAGGAAAUCCAAAUUGUACAAGGACAUGCACGUUCGUGUUUUCAGUCAUACUCACCAGCGUGAACAUACUACUUCCUUUAGCUAG